UUCAUUAAAUUGAUCGCUGGUCACAUAUCGUAACUGAUUCAUGAAUGGAAAAAAGACAAUUUUGCUUUCUAUCAUUAAACACACUGAAUAGUGACUACUAGUUCAAUAAACUGCCACGAAUUUGUGGAAUUAGGACACAAAUUCAGUGAGAACCACCCCACUGAAAACAUUAUGGUUUUAGGUCUAGUAGUGGUCCAGCUUCAUCAUUAGUUUUUGUUGGGCCAGCAGAAACAUUUACAUUUCAGAGCGAUUUCCUAGGCUGUAGAUUGGGUACUUGUAGCAGUCCCUGCCUACCGGGUGGCAGUAGGACUCCGGUGGGAGGGAGCGUUCGUUUGGCUGGCAAAAGGCCGGCCGUUACCCUACGGGCCAGCCCGAGCUGCUGUGGGCGGCUACAGAGGCUCCUCCGCGUCACCCCGUUACAUAAGGGGCCAGCCCGUCCGGUGUCCUGGGCCAGCUCCGACCCGCCGUCUCCAGGAGGCCGCCCUCGGGUGACUGGAGAGGCGGCGCUGUCUGCCCGCUGACACCCAGCAGCGGCCAAAGACCACGGAGACCAAAGAGCAAGGAGACCGAAGCCCCGCCCGCAGCCCGCGCCGGGCGGUUCGAGCGUGACCUUGUUUGGGCGUUGCUAGGAGACGCGGCUCCCGCGCGCCCCCGACUGGCCCACGCUGCGCGAGGGGCGGGGCCGCGGCCGGGUGGCUGAGCUGCAGAACACCGUUAGCAGGUCUGCCGCGCGGUGUCCGCGGCCCGGCCGCCGUCAGGCCACGCCGUUGUCGGGGUACGGCCUUCCCGGCGGCUGAGAACGGCGGAGGCGACAGAGGGCGGCCGUCAGCAGUCUUGUAGCUUGAUCACCCAAGAAGAGAAAUUCUAAAAGCAGUUUACAAGAAACGUUUGAACUGGGGACACCAUUUGCAGCUGGAAAUGGGGAAUGGACUGUCAGACCAGACUUCCAUCCUGUCCAGCCUGCCGUCCUUUCAGUCCUUUCACAUUGUUAUUCUGGGAUUGGACUGCGCAGGAAAGACAACUGUCUUAUACAGGUUGCAGUUCAAUGAAUUUGUAAAUACCGUACCUACCAAAGGAUUUAACACAGAGAAAAUUAAGGUAACCUUGGGCAACUCCAAAACAGUCACUUUUCACUUCUGGGAUGUAGGUGGUCAAGAGAAACUAAGGCCACUGUGGAAGUCGUACACCAGAUGCACAGAUGGCAUUGUCUUCGUGGUGGACUCUGUUGAUGUCGAGAGGAUGGAGGAAGCCAAAACUGAACUUCAUAAAAUAACUAGGAUAUCAGAAAAUCAGGGAGUCCCGGUGCUUAUAGUUGCUAACAAACAGGACCUGAGGAACUCACUGUCUCUCUCAGAAAUUGAGAAAUUGUUAGCAAUGGGUGAACUGAGCUCGUCCACGCCUUGGCAUUUGCAGCCCACCUGUGCAAUCAUAGGAGAUGGACUAAAAGAAGGACUUGAGAAACUACAUGAUAUGAUAAUUAAAAGAAGAAAAAUGUUGCGGCAACAGAAAAAGAAGAGAUGAGAGCAGUACUGUUCAUGUCAGUGUGGAGUAGGUUUGCCCUGGUCUGAUUUUGACAAGCGGAAGAGUGUCUACAGCCUGGUUUGCCUGUUUGCCCUCCU
Nannospalax galili (Upper Galilee mountains blind mole rat) is the source of this 1619-nucleotide messenger RNA. It is a transcript of the gene Arl4a, whose product is annotated as ADP ribosylation factor like GTPase 4A. Gene Ontology annotation, molecular function: GTPase activity; GTP binding. Gene Ontology annotation, cellular component: cytoplasm. The transcript is spliced from 2 exons. Gene Ontology annotation, biological process: vesicle-mediated transport; intracellular protein transport. The record is from RefSeq and is a predicted model, not a curated record. NCBI's taxonomy places the organism in Eukaryota, Metazoa, Chordata, Mammalia, Rodentia, Spalacidae. The coding region runs from base 919 to 1521 and encodes 200 amino acids.